Molecule: messenger RNA, 3499 nt
Organism: Glycine soja
Lineage: Eukaryota; Viridiplantae; Streptophyta; Magnoliopsida; Fabales; Fabaceae
Product: probable disease resistance protein RF45
Exons: 2
Coding region: 377-3118 (913 amino acids)
Biological process (GO): defense response to other organism
Molecular function (GO): ADP binding
Source: RefSeq, a predicted model, not a curated record
AAGAAGGCUAAAAGCCAAAGGCCAAAUAAUUCACGUCAAUUUUAGUGUUUUCUUUAGUCAAAGUCACAAUUCUGUACACAUUUAGUACCAUAUUUUAGGGGAUGCAAUCCUUUUUUCAUUUAACCUUAUGAGCAGCACAACAACAAAUCCCAUUAAAAUUUAAUCACUUGCCAUUAAACCAAAUGAUUUAUUCCUCCCCCAAAAUACGAAGUACCAGCCAGGAAGAGUCUUGCUCUGGUAUUGCUGAAAAUCCAGCUGCAUGUUUUGUAAUUAGUGACUAUUGAGCUCAAUUUGCUUUGAUGUUGAUUGCAAACCAACCAUUCCUUACGUAGCACAUCGAAGAAAGAGGUUGGUUGCAUCACUGUGAGCAAUCAGAAUGGCUGCUGCUGAAAUUGCAGUGGAUAACAUCGUGUCAAGGGUUGUACGCAAAGUAAACGAUGUACUCAUUCAAGAUUGGGCACUACUGAAUAAGACGGAAAGAAGGAUGCUUAAAUGGCUUCGAACAGAGCUGAGCGACAUGCAGGAAUUCAUACAACACCUUGAACGCUCUGAUUCCAGUCAGUUGGAGUAUUUUGAGGGUAAAAUAAAGGACGUUGCUCUCCAAACAGAAAGAAUCAUAGACACCUUCAUCAAAUCAGUCGAGAGGAGGAGGAGGAGAGAAUUAAACAUUUUUCGUUGUUUUGACGACAAGAUUGAGAAACAGCUGAAGCAAGCGUCUAUCACUGACAGCAUUGAAGACAUCUCCGACGAAAUAAUGAAGUAUGAAUCCAGACCUGGGUCAUUGUCGGAAUAUCAAUUAGACCGAAGGGGAGAAUUCUGGCCCUGGCAACCCCGCAUCAUCUUUGGAUUUGAUGGAGACGUAGAGACUUUGAAGGACAAGUUACUCUCAGUCUCAGACGAGGACCCUCGCUGCAUUAUUUCAAUAGUGGGGAUUGCAGGCACGGGUAAGACUGCUCUAGCCACAUUGAUACGUAACAAUGAAGACAUCAGAGAUGGUUUUAAGCACAUAGUGUGGGUGGCAGCGUCUCCAAGUCAUACAGUUGAAGAAAUGCUUGAAGAAAUAUCUAAGGCUGCCACACAAAUUAUGGGAAGCCAACAAGACACCUCUCUAGAAGCCUUGGCGAGUAAAAAGAAUCUCAUAGUUGUUGAUGGCGUAGCAACUCCCCGUGUCUUUGAUGCCUUGACAGAGAAAAUAGCUGACAAGUCAACAGAAGACAGCUUUCUUCUUACCACUCACAAUGCAAAUAUUAUACCGCAACAAGAUGCAGAGCUGAAGGUGCACAGAGAUGUACAAAUGGAACCAGAGAUGACAGAUCUUGGGAAAAAAAUUGUGGCCAAAUGUGGGGGUCUGCCAUCGCAAAUAUUAGACCUGAGCAAAUUUUUUUCAGAUAAAGAUGUAACAAAAGAGGAGUGGUUAAGAUUGCAAGAGCAGUGGUUAAGAGAUCAAGGUCAAGGUCAAGGUCAAAACCCUUGGUCUGAAACACUUAACGCAAUCGUCAGUGACUUCAACUUACCUUCAUAUGAAUCACAUCUGAAAUGCUUAUCUUAUUUUAAGCUAUUUCCUGCUAAUUUUGGGAUUCCCGCAAGAAGAUUGGUUGCUCUGUGGGUUGCAGGAGAUGUAGUGCCUCACAGGGAAGAAGAGCAAGAGCCACCUGAGCAAGUUGCAGAAAGGUAUUUAGAAGAGUUGAUAGAUCUGAACUUGGUUCAAAUUGCCAAGAGAAAGCCCAAUGGCAAGGUGAAAACAUGCCGUCUCCCUAAUGCUUUGCGUGAACUCUUGUUGAGUGAAGCCCCAGAAAAUUCCAGAAUACUUCAGGUGGCAGAUUGUCUUGACGAAAAUGAUAUAUGGUACAACCAUAUUCACGGUAAUACUGCAACCACAAGUGAUUCGGUUUCCCUAAGAGAACACUACAAGGAUGUUCUCUCCUUUUUGUCCUUUGAUGCUCGAGAAGGAAGUAGACCAGGCCAAGAAAUAUGUAACUUUUUGAACCUGUGUAUUUUGAGCGAUUGUCUUCUACAGCUGCAGGUGCUUGAUCUAGAAGGCGUUUUCAAGCCCAAGUUGCCUGAAAACAUUGCAAGACUUACUGGAUUGAGGUAUCUUGGGCUACGAUGGACUUAUUUAGAGUCACUUCCAUCAUCUAUAAGCAAAUUGCUGAAACUCCAGACUCUUGAUCUCAAACAUACAUACAUACAUACUCUAACCAGCUCCAUCUGGAAGAUGGAACUGAGACACCUGUUCUUGAGUGAGACUUACCGUACCAGAUUUCCACCCAAACCAAUAUGUGCAGGUGAUUCUCUAUCUGAUCUCCAAACAUUGUGGGGACUUUUUGUAGAUGAAGAGACUCCAGUGAAGGGUGGUCUGGACAAAUUGGUCAAUAUCAGAAAAUUGGGAAUAACAUGGCAAUCAAUGUCACCACAGCAAAAGGCAACGAAAUCACAAAAACCCACCGGGGUCGACUUACUGGUAGGGGUUCUGGGUAGUUUGGACAGGAUCCUAGGUUCAAACCUUGUUGAUGUCAUUGCACAAAAAAGGACAAUGGAAUCACAAGUUGAUGCAGUAGUUGACUGGAUUGUGAAACUAACAAACCUUGAAUCACUAAGGCUAAAAUCAAGAGAUGAAGAAGGUCGACCUUGGAAUUUACCCUUGAAGUCUUUGAAAAAUCACAAAAAACUCAUUGACAUGCAUUUGCUGGGAAUCUUGAGCCAUUCAUCAAUUCUGUCCGAGUUUCCCACGAGCCUUGUUGAACUUACUCUAUCGCAUUCGAAACUAGAGGACGACCCCAUGCAAAUUUUGAAAGAUCUUCCAGAACUUCGCUCAUUGUCUUUAUGUGCAGAAUCCUACGUGGGAGAAAAAUUAGUUUGCAAUUCUCAAAGCUUUCCUCAGCUUUAUGUCCUAAAAGUUUGGAAGCUGGAGCAAUUAAAGGAAUGGAAGAUAGAACAAAAAGCACUCGGCUCUCUCAGACAACUGGAAAUCCGAUCAUGUCCCUGCAUGACAAAGCUUCCUGAUGGACUAAAGCAUGUUAAGACUCUCCUUGACUUGAAAUUGACAAACAUGUCAAAGGAAAUCAAGACUGAAGACCAUGACAUUCCUCCCUAUUGUGAAAUCCUUGUGCAAAAUUGAGUGUUUGGCUGUGAGCAGCAGUUUGUCAACAACAGCUUUUGCUGGCAUCAUUGCUUGAAGGUAAGUUUGGUUCUUCCUCGAAAUUGAAAAUUUGUUUCUUGAAAAAAUUUGUAUGGAGACAUUAUUUUCCAGAUUGAUUGCUUAAGUCAGGUAAUCCAACCGACAAGGGUGGUGUUGUGAUUUGUGUGACAAGAAUUUGUUUCGAGACAUGUUUUAUUUUUUUGGCUUGUGUUGUGUAAUCCAAUUCUUAAGUGACGAGUGCGAGUGGAAGUUGCUCAUUUGUGUGAGACCAGGAUUUGUAUCGAGACGUGUGUGAUUGUGUAAUAAUCCAAAUCUUGAUUACGAGUGAAGUGUAUGUGAAUUACUGAAUUCUGUUAUAAA